This is a messenger RNA of Cricetulus griseus (Chinese hamster), 2432 nucleotides long. Lineage: Eukaryota; Metazoa; Chordata; Mammalia; Rodentia; Cricetidae. The record is from RefSeq and is a predicted model, not a curated record.
UACACAGUGCAGCUGUGAAUGCCCUGUCUUUCCACCCGUCGGGAAACUACCUCAUCACAGCCUCCAGCGACUCAACCCUGAAGAUCCUGGACCUGAUGGAGGGCCGGCUGCUCUACACGCUCCAUGGGCACCAGGGACCUGCCACCACUGUUGCCUUUUCAAGAACUGGGGAGUAUUUUGCUUCUGGAGGCGCUGAUGAGCAGGUGAUGGUUUGGAAGAGUAACUUUGAUGUUGUUGACUGUGGAGACGUGAAGGUGCAGAGGCCUCCACCCCAGGCCAGCUCUGCUAGAAAUCUGCCAGAAAUGAAUUUGCCUGUCCCACCAGGCAAAGACAAGAGCCUGGAGUCGGUGCAAGAGCAGUCUCAAGAGCGCGUCAGUAUGCCCCAGACACUGACCAGCACACUGGAGCACAUCGUGGGCCAGCUGGACGUCCUCACACAGACAGUGUCCAUCCUGGAACAGCGGUUGACACUGGCAGAAGACAAGCUGAAGCAGUGCCUGGAAAACCAGCAGCUAAUCAUGCAGCGAACGCCAUCAUGACCCAGGAGCAAGAAUCAGGAGCUCAGUUGAUUAGGAGGACAGCAGGCUAGGGAUUUGUAUGGUGACUUGAGUAAAUAAAUAAAGGGAUUCACCCCUGAGGGAGCCACAUCUGUACCCAGUCUAAGAUUGGGUGCUCCUGCUCCCCUGUCCCCAAGUGCUGUUUGCACCUGGAACCUCCCCACCUGACCAUGGGAAGCUCCCAGUGGGUGGAGCCACACAGAAGGGAGACUUGUGACCACACUUAGUUUAACAAAAAGGAGCCAGGUGAACUGGGUGCUUCCUCAGAGUCCUAAGAUGGUGACAAGCUGUCUAGAGAGCCUUGCUAGGUUUUCAUUCACCUCACUUCAGCCUCCUGACUGGCUUCUAAGUUGGUAGUUCAUUGCUUGGAUGAGGCAAGAAUUUUCUCUCCAUCUGACCACCCCCGCCCCCGCCCCUGCCCCCAAAGAAAGCCCCCAAUAGACCAUCUGAGUCAGGUUUGUUUGGGAACAAGCUUGGGGCAAUGGGUAGGGCCUUUGCAAAGCCUUUAAUUUCUGUUACCACCAGGGCCAGUGGCUUCUUCCUGUCUACAUGCAUGAGAACAGAGGGAUCUGAAAAUUAAAACUAAUUUGACUGAUGUUGUUGCAGGAAUGGCUUGUUCUGGGUAAGACCUAACCAGUCCUCCCAUCCCAGGGCCCAUAAAGGGAGAGUCACAGCAGCAAUGGGAGGUGGGGUGCUUAGAGGAUCAUUUCUGAGACCAAGGACCCUUGUUUGCAGCUGUUUGGGGGGUGCUGGAGUGCAAGGAUAGCCGAAGCCCUGUGUAUUUCCCCUAACUGGCUUCCACAGGGAUGUGGAGGCCCCAAGUGCCCUGUUUCCAUUCAUCAUGAGGGUUUCUUGGGGCCAUCCUCCACAUCUAGACUGGGAAAGCCAGUGAGUACUUUCCUUGUCUGCACGGCUUCUACCACAAAGCCGCAGCCUUCAGCAUCUUGGAGCUUAGAAACCAGAGAGGUCCUUAUCCCCUAAAAUACUGCCCUGCCCUGGGGGUGGGUGCAGUGCUAGAACUCCCCAAAACCUGUCAAUACCAGCUAGUUAGCCUGGCCACAGCCCUUGCAGCUUCCAGGAGAAGUAGAGCCUGAAUGUCUAAGAGUCCAGGCUGGCACGAGGGCCAGCCUGUGUUGAUUUCUGAUAAACCACAAGUGUGGGAGGUUGCCUCCUCCAGCUUGUACUAAGUAAGGAGAGCUAAAUUCCAGAGUCAGACCUUAGUCCUGCCCACCCCCACCUGUACCCCCCAAAAUACUGCAGUCUGACCUGUCUGAGGCUCUGAUUGUUAGUUUUGAAGCAGUGACCUCUAUUCCUUUAGGUGCUGCACCCUGCCCUGUGAGAGUAGUGGCUCAAGGGAACCCAUUACUCUGUCCAUUCCCACUAGAUGACAGAGCCUAUUGUCAAGAGACAGCAGGUGGAUCGGGAAGAGCUGGGGUUCCCUGGGGAGCUGCAGUGCAGGAGCCUGGUAGCCUGCACUGGCAGGUAAGCCCCUCAGCUGUCUCUGGAGGGAGUAAGCACCCCACCCUGUGACACUUAGCUGGCUACUACCUCAAAGGGUGCAGCUUGCGGCGCCAGCCUUGUCAUCCCUCCCAUGCUGGUUCUGCCACCCUCUUGGUGGAGGCAGGCUGAGUGUGGGGCACGCCUUUAAUCCCAGCACUCGGGAGGCAGAGGCAGGCAGGCAGGCGGAUCCGAGUUUGAGCUUGGCCUCAUAGUGAGACCCUGUCUCUAAAACCAGGUAGAGGUGAGAGCUGAGAGUCAGCAUUUAUCCCUCUACUUCCUGGCUGUGGGUCCAAGAUAACCAGCUGCUUCAAGCUCAGGCUGCAUGGCUUCCCUACCACGAUGGACUGUGAACCAAAUAAACCUUUUCUUCCUGAA